Gasterosteus aculeatus aculeatus (three-spined stickleback) is the source of this 2091-nucleotide messenger RNA. It is a transcript of the gene fuca2, whose product is annotated as alpha-L-fucosidase 2. Gene Ontology annotation, biological process: fucose metabolic process; glycoside catabolic process. Lineage: Eukaryota; Metazoa; Chordata; Actinopteri; Perciformes; Gasterosteidae. Gene Ontology annotation, molecular function: alpha-L-fucosidase activity. The record is from RefSeq and is a predicted model, not a curated record. Gene Ontology annotation, cellular component: lysosome.
GCCGCGGGUCGUUGUGACAUUCGAGUGGCGAUGGGAAGCUUCACGGUUUGUCUGCUGUUGUCGAUCGCCACCGGCGCAGCAGCGCGAUACGAACCCAACUGGGAAUCCGUCGACUCCAGACCGCUGCCAGAGUGGUACGACCAGGCCAAGUUCGGCAUCUUCAUCCACUGGGGGGUCUUCUCUGUGCCGAGCUUCGGCAGCGAGUGGUUCUGGUUUUACUGGCAGAAUCAAAAAGCAAAGCCGUAUGUCGAUUUCAUGCAGAAGAAUUAUCCCCCAGGCUUCAAGUACCAAGACUUUGCACCGCAGUUCACUGCUGAGUUCUUUGAUGCCAAAGAGUGGACGGACAUCUUUGCCUCAUCGGGGGCAAAGUACAUCGUCCUGACCACAAAACACCAUGAAGGUUUCACGCUCUGGGGCUCCAAAAACUCCUGGAACUGGAACGCAGUGGAUGUUGGACCAAAAAGAGACCUGGUAGAGGAGGUGGCCAGUUCCCUCCGGGCCAACAGUGACCUGCGUUUGGGGCUUUAUCACUCUCUCUUUGAGUGGUUUAAUCCGCUCUUUGAACAGGACGCUGCCAAUGCCUUCACUACAAACUACUUUGCAGCCACUAAAUCUCUGCCUGAGCUUCAUGAGCUCAUUGUCAAGUACAAACCGGAGCUGCUGUGGUCUGACGGGGACGGAGAUGCACCUGACAAGUACUGGAACAGCACAGGGUUCUUAGCCUGGCUCUACAAUGACAGUCCUGUAAGAGACACAGUGGUGACGAAUGAUCGCUGGGGCUACGGCUCCAUCUGCACCCACGGAGGGUAUUACACCUGUGCCGAUCGCUACCAGCCAGGAAAGCUGCUCAACCGCAAGUGGGAAAGCUGCAUAUCCAUCGACUCAAAGUCCUGGGGUUACAGACGCAACGCUGCUCUCAAGGAUUACCUCACCACCCAGCAGCUUGUAGCCACGUUGGUGGAGACGGUUUCCUUUGGGGGAAACCUGCUGUUGAACAUCGGCCCGACACACGACGGAAGGAUCGCUCCCAUCUUUGAGGAGCGUCUGAGGGACAUGGGUCAGUGGCUGAAGGUCAACGGAGAGUCUAUUUACAACACAACAGCAUGGCGGGUUCAGAAGGACACCGUCAGCACCACAGUCAGAUACACUUUCAGACCCAAGGAAACGAGCCUCUUUGCUCUUCUACUGGAGUGGCCCAAAAAUGGAUCUGUGAUUCUGAAUGAGCCUGUGGUUACUGAAGGAAAGACUCAGGUGGAGCUUGUAGGGGUCGGGCCAGUGAAGUGGGAACCGGUGAAGCCCAGCGGGCUGCGGGUUCUCCUCCCCCAGCUGUCCAUCAGCCAGAUGCCUUGCCAGUGGGCCUGGACACUGAGGCUGACAGGUGCCACUUAAAGGGAAACGAGAUCAGCAGAAGAGGAACUGGCCGAGCUGCAGGCCGAGAGACGGAGCCAACGCUUUAUGUAAAUGUUUCAACCGCGCCCAUAAAAAGCACUGUGCUGAGUUGCACCUUUUAAAUAUGGUCUUUUUUGAUAUACUUAACAUGAAUACAUGAUAAUUGUUUAUGAUCUAUUAACUUUUAAGAUUAAAGGCUCUUUUUCCAGCUCCAAAGGGGGAAUGGUAAUGAAGUACAUUUACUCAAGUACUGCACUUAAAUAUAAUCCUACUACUUCAGUACUUCCAUUUAAAAUAAAUUCAUGCUUGUACUCUGCAAUAUUUUGGAAGCCAAUAUUAGACCGUGCACACAUUAUUCAUUUAAACACUUUAGUUACUUUGCAGACUCUGAUCAACUGCAAUGUAUUAAAUAUACAAAGAAGAUUCAACUUUUUUAGUUUUUUACACUUUGGUGUUACUACUUUUACUGGGAAAAUAACCUCUUAACUUGGGGACAUAUAUGUAAUUUUGUGUUGACCUAAAUAUGAUAUGCAUUAUUCAACAUGUGACCUCUGACACAAAAUUGUCAAAAUCCUCCUGCACUAUUGGGAUUGAUUGUAAGCCCAUGUAUUUGUAUGUGAUUUUCAUACUGCCUUUUUCCCAGUGAUGUGAAUGUUUUAUAUGUCAGGGAUUCCAAAUAAAUGGGAAUGUAAAACUAAGAAA